Messenger RNA from Columba livia (rock pigeon), 2737 nucleotides. RefSeq names its product Rho family GTPase 3 (gene RND3). The coding region runs from base 226 to 963 and encodes 245 amino acids. Gene Ontology annotation, biological process: small GTPase-mediated signal transduction. The record is from RefSeq and is a predicted model, not a curated record. The transcript has 5 exons. Lineage: Eukaryota; Metazoa; Chordata; Aves; Columbiformes; Columbidae. Gene Ontology annotation, cellular component: cytosol. Gene Ontology annotation, molecular function: GTPase activity; GTP binding; protein kinase binding.
GGGGGGACAAAGCAGUCUGCGCGGGACCGGCGGGGAGGGAGGGAGUCCCGCAGCACUGCCACCUGGCUGGGGUUUUGUUUUUCUUUUCUUUUUCUCUUUUUUUAAGUCCCUAUUUUUUUUUUUUUGAGGGAGCCUAGUGUGGUGUGCUUUUAUUUUUUUUCUUUUUUUUUUUUUUCUUACCUUUUGUUGUGGCCGGCCCGAGGGACUACAGUACAGCCGAGAUCAAUGAAGGAAAGAAGAGCCAGCCAGAAGUUAUCGAACAAGGCGGCGGUGAUGGAUCCCAACCAGAACGUCAAGUGCAAGAUCGUAGUGGUGGGGGACAGCCAGUGCGGGAAAACCGCGCUGCUCCACGUCUUCGCCAAGGACUGCUUCCCCGAGAGCUACGUCCCCACCGUCUUCGAGAACUACACGGCCAGCUUCGAGAUCGACACGCAGCGCAUCGAGCUCAGCCUCUGGGACACCUCGGGCUCUCCUUAUUAUGACAACGUCCGCCCGCUCUCCUAUCCCGAUUCUGAUGCUGUCCUGAUUUGCUUUGACAUCAGUCGGCCAGAAACUCUUGACAGCGUGCUAAAAAAGUGGAAAGGUGAAAUCCAGGAGUUUUGUCCGAACACCAAGAUGCUUUUGGUUGGCUGCAAGUCGGAUCUACGCACAGACGUGAGCACGCUAGUGGAACUUUCCAACCACCGGCAGACCCCCGUGUCCUACGAUCAGGGUGCAAAUAUGGCCAAACAGAUUGGAGCAGCUACAUAUAUCGAAUGCUCAGCCUUACAGUCAGAAAACAGCGUCAGAGACAUUUUUCACGUCGCCACCUUGGCGUGUGUGAACAAAACAAAUAAAAACGUGAAACGGAACAAAUCGCAGAGGGCGACAAAGCGGAUUUCGCAUAUGCCCGGCAGGCCAGAACUUUCCACAGUGGCGACGGACUUGCGAAAGGACAAAGCAAAGAGUUGCACGGUGAUGUGAGUGAGGGACCCUGAUUUCCUGGAGGAGGAGGAGGAAGAGAAGCGUCCGGGAGGGGUUGAAGGCUCGGUGAAGUUCACAGCCACAUGGUAUUUAACGGGGGCUUUAGCGGAGACUCUUCGCCUGUUGCGUGAGACUGUUACUUAGGAACUGAGCAGCGAGAAGAAAUGGUUCGAAACGAGGUGGCAUCGGGAAAUGAUACGUGGAAGAAAAUGCCAAAAAAAAAAAAGGGAAAAUAUUUGAAUGUGAGUGGGUGAAUGGGAAAAUAACACCGCAAAGGAGAUGUCAUUGACAGUGCUUGUUUCGUUUAUUAACGCUCUACUCCUGGAUGCUCCCACUUUGAUUUCAUUAAAAUAAUACUUAAUUUUUUAUUAUUAUUUUCAAGAAGACGUUAUUAAUAUGCCCUCCUCAUUAAGGAACUACCCCUGUGACCUUAUAGUUGGUUUUCCAAAGGAUAUGAUCUAAUUUUUUAGUAGCUCAUUGUUAAAAUGGAGAGCGUACCGAGGCCUUGGAGGAAAACGCCGUCAGGGAGAAGCCUGGAGUUCUGCCUUCCCGAGACGGCAGCGCAGUCUGCGUUGGGAAUGGAGAGAUUUCCCAGUGUUAUCGGUGCUCUCACGCCGUGGAAGUUAAUGGAGCGGAUCAAAGUGGGGUGUGGGGGCAAAGUACCCGCCCCGUCGCGGGACUCGGACUUUCCGUUCCUCUUGGUGAUUGUGAUUUAGGGGGGAAAUAUCUCCAGUUCUGGUGUGCUGUCCGGGUAUGUCGCUGUAGGUUUGAGUGAAAGGUGCUAAGAGCUGUGGUGACAAAUGAUCCUUCAUUUUCCAACCACCGUAAUUCGUUAAGCCUUACUGCCCAUCUGGGGAAGCCCUGAGACUCCGGGUGGAUCCCACAGAUGCUCCGGAGCAGUGCUGUUCUGUCAUGUGGUUCUCUGCAAUUAUCUUUGAAAAAAAAAACACAAAAACACAACCAAAUAAUCUGCAAAUGAGCCAGCAGAGCCCGAUUACCUUUUGGGAUGCUCUUAUUUUCGGGGCAGCCAUCUCUGGCUGCAGACUUACUUUGCUCGUGGGGUCUAAAGAACUGUGACGCCUUAAGGGGUCCCCAGUGGAAACUGGAUCCUGCCCUUAGUCUUUUAAGACUAAUAUAUACGUAUCCAGACAACAAUCAUAAACCAUCGGUGAACCAGCUAAGUCAAAUUCCUUUUUGCUUACUGAAUACUAUCGUUACGUUAAAUAAAUCUGCCUUUAAAACGGGGUUUAACUGCUUACUGGCCGACUUUAAGUCCAUGUCUUCUCUCCAAAGAAGGAUCCUGGAGGCUCUAAGCAGCGUGGCUGUCGCUUGUCGAGGGCAAGCGUGUUGUUCCCAAGGGUAACGCUUCAUUUUGGAAGUGUUAAAGCUGUUGACUUGUGCAGAGGUAAAGGGGUCACCGUAAUUAAAACUCAAGUUCUGUAUGUGUUCCCGGCACUUUGUUUCGUCUGGUAAAAGAAGGAAAACAAAGCUAUUCCAAUGAUUUCCCACCAAAAAAAGACAUUUUUACCACCAUAAUAAGCUUUUGACUGAUGCAACAGUGCGCUUAGGGCAGUAUUACAAAAUAGCUGGUAAGUGCUUUCUGUAUUUAAAUAUUGUGGAAAAAAUAAGUUAUAACUGUUAUAAAACAGAACAUUCAUUACUUUUUUUUAAUUGUUGAAGUCACUUUGUAUGUUUGGUUAAUGUUUCUGCAGUAUUUAUUAAAAUACCAUUUUUUUCUUUGAAUUAAAAAAAAAUAAUGAACUUGUAGUGGAAA